This is a messenger RNA of Prunus dulcis (almond), 3242 nucleotides long. Its product is annotated as TMV resistance protein N-like. Gene Ontology annotation, molecular function: ADP binding. The record is from RefSeq and is a predicted model, not a curated record. Gene Ontology annotation, biological process: defense response; signal transduction. The transcript is spliced from 5 exons. The coding region runs from base 264 to 3242 and encodes 992 amino acids. Lineage: Eukaryota; Viridiplantae; Streptophyta; Magnoliopsida; Rosales; Rosaceae.
UGCCCUUUCCUUUGUUCAGUGUAUGAAUGCUUGAAUUUUUGUCCACCGACAGUGCUUGCCUAAUUAUUCCACUUGUCUUUUUCCUGGAUCGUUUUGUAGCAAUUGUUUUGUAAAGCAACUGCUUUCUUUUCUCUUUCUUUCUAAACUGCUUAAUUAAACCCAUCCAUCAUCUACAAUAUAAGAUUUUCUUUCUUCUUCAAGUUUUCAUCUCAAAUAUCAGAUUUGCUUUCAUUACAGCUCCAGGUGCAUUCAGAGAAACGGAUAUGGAAUCCAUUGAGUUUUUUCAAGUUUUCAUCACAAUCAUCAUGACUCUGUUCUACAGCUACUUCAGAUCAUUAACGUCUUCUUCUUCUUCUUCUUCUGCUGCUGCUGCUGCUGAUACUGAUAUCCCCCCUGUUAAAAAUAAGUACGAUGUGUUUCUUAGUUUCAGAGGUGAGGACACGCGCGAUGCUUUUACCAGCCAUCUUCACAAGGCUUUACUUGGGAAGAACAUCGACACCUACAUAGAUAACAGGCUCGAGAGAGGAGAUGAAAUUGCUCCUACCCUUCUAGAAGCAAUCGAGAAAUCGAAACUUGCACUAGUCAUUUUCUCAAAAGACUAUGCUUCUUCCACAUGGUGUUUGAAAGAACUUGUGCAAAUACUUGGAUGCAAGAAAAGCCAUGGACAGAUUGUUAUACCCAUUUUUUAUCGCAUAGAUCCAUCACAUGUACGAAAACAGCAGGGAACUUAUGCACUUGAAGAUCGUCCACUUAAGCGCAGCAGUAGGGAUGAGGUGGCCAACUGGAGGGCUGCUUUGGAGGAAGCAGCCAAUAUGUCUGGUUUUCAUUAUUCCAGCAGAACAGGGAGGACAGAGGCCGAUUUUGUUGAGGAAGUUGUCCAAGAUGUUUUGACCAAAUUGAAUCGGGAAUCGUCAAGUGAUUUGAGGGGCCUGUUUGGAAUUCAAAGGAAAAUUGAGAAAAUUGAGUCGUUAUUAUGCUUGGAUACACCAGGUGUUUGCUGUGUAGGUAUUUGGGGCAUGGGUGGUAUUGGCAAGACCACCCUCGCUGAUGCUGUAUUUCAUAGGCACUCCUCUAAAUUUGAAGCUGCUUGUUUUCUUGCAAAUGUCAGGGAGAACUCAGAACAAACGAAUGGACUACAUCAGUUGCGAAAUACACUUGUUCGUGAAUUAUUGAAGGAUAAAGAUGUAAAUAUCAACACUGAGUCUAUUCCACCUCAUAUUCAAGAUAGGCUCAGGCGUACGAAGGCGCUCAUUGUUCUUGAUGAUGUGAAUGCUCCAAAACAACUAGAAUAUCUUGUUGGUGAUGAUGAUCGGUUUUGCCAAGGAAGUCGAAUCAUUAUAACUGCUAGAGAUAAAGGCCUACUUGAGCAAAAAGUUGACCAAGAAAAGAUAUACAGUGUUGAGGGAUUAGGUUCUGAUGAAGCUCUUGAGCUCUUUCACUCGCAUGCUUUUGGAAAUAAGUCCCCAACAACAGAUUACACUGAGUUGUCAAGAGAGGUGGUGGAUUAUAUUAAGGGCAUUCCAUUAGCUCUUAAAGUUAUGGGGUCCUCAUUCCGUCGUUGCAAGAGCAAACAAGAGUGGGAAGUUCAAUGGAAAAAAGUGAAACAAUUUCCAAACGAAGAAAUCGAUCAAGUGUUGAGAAUAAGUUACGAUGGAUUAGGAAAAAAUGAGAAGGAGAUAUUUCUUGAUAUAGCAUGUUUUCAUAAAGGCUAUUUGAGGAAAGAUGUAGAAAUAAUUUUAGAUAGUUGUGAUUGCUUUGGGGAAGUGGGAAUCAAUGAUCUUAUUGAUAGGUCUCUCAUAUCAAUUUCACAAGAUAUGAGGUUUAAAAAAUUGGGAGAGGCAUCCUCAGGAGGACAGAUAGUAGAGAUGCAGUCAGUAGAACGGAUAGAGAUGCAUGAUUUGGUGCAGGAAAUGGGUAGGGCAAUUGCUCGAAAACAAGGCAGUAGGUUGUUUAAUGCAGAUGAUGUCUAUAAAGCGUUGACAAAUAACCAGAGAGAUGGACAUGUUCAAGCCAUAUCCAGUCCAGUGAACUUAAAACGUGUCAAUCUUCAGUUCUGCCGAUAUCUAACUGAAGUCCCAAAUCUCUCUCAGUGUCUAAAUAUUGAGCAUAUAGAUCUGGAAGGCUGUGAAAGUUUGGUUGAAAUUCCUUCGUAUUUUCAACAUCUUGGCAAGCUUACUUAUCUUAACCUUUCGAGGUGCUACAAGAUCAAAAAUCUUCCCGAGAUGCCAUGCAAUCUUGAAUUCUUAGAUUUGUCUUGGACAAGAAUUGAGGAAUUGCCUUCAUCAGUUUGGUCUCACGAAAAAAUAUCUCACUUAGAUAUUAGAAAUUGUGGACACCUUAAGAGUCUUCCAAGCAACAGUUGUAAGCUGAAACUUUCGAAUUCUUUUGGUCUAAAGGGCUGCAAAUCUCUUUGCGAGAUGUGGGAGCUUCCCAGGAAUACAACAGUGCUAGAGCUGAGUGGUACAACAAUAAAAGAAUUGAGGAAUACAUCAAUAGAAUCUCUUGUUCGUCUCACUGCAAUUGAACUGAUCGAUUGCAAAAGCCUUGUGAGUCUUCCAACGAACAUUUGGAAGUUGAAAUCUCUGGAGAGCCUUUAUCUCAGUGGUUGCUCUAACUUUCAACACUUCCCAGAAAUCUCAGAGGCUAUGGAACAUCUGGAGUUUCUAAAUUUAUCAGGUACAAUGGUGAAAGAGGUACCCCCAUCAAUUGGAAAUCUAGUUGCGCUUCGAAAAUUAGAUCUCAGUGGUUGCUCUAAAUUUCAACACUUCCCAGAAAUCUCGGAGGCUAUGAAACAUCUGGAGUUUCUAAAUUUAUCAGGUACAAUGGUGAAAGAGGUACCCCCAUCAAUUGGAAAUCUAGUUGCGCUUCGAAAAUUAAAUCUGAGUAUGACCGAAAUUAAGAGCAUACCUGCAAGCAUCAAACAAGCUGCUCAGCUGUCUCACCUGUGCCUCAAUGGUUGCAAGAGCCUUGAAUCUUUACCAGAGUUCCCCCCAUUGCUGCAAUGUCUUGAAGUAUCAGCUUGCAUAUCACUGAGGACAGUGUCAAGUUCAAGCACUGCACUCGCACAAGGUUGGGAAAAAUAUAUAUUUUCUCAAGGGCUUCAUGAGAAACAUGUAUUUUCUGAUUGCAGAAGAUUGGAUGAGAAUGCACGAAGCAACAUAUUGGGUGAUGCACAGCUCAGAAUUAUGCGGAUGAGGAACAACCAUCAUAUGAUUCGGAUGAUAGCUAUGAUGAUUUUGUAG